This is a messenger RNA of Papilio machaon (common yellow swallowtail), 1902 nucleotides long. RefSeq names its product negative elongation factor A (gene Nelf-A). The record is from RefSeq and is a predicted model, not a curated record. Bases 4 to 1854 code for a protein of 616 amino acids. The transcript has 11 exons. Gene Ontology annotation, cellular component: NELF complex. Gene Ontology annotation, biological process: negative regulation of transcription elongation by RNA polymerase II. Lineage: Eukaryota; Metazoa; Arthropoda; Insecta; Lepidoptera; Papilionidae.
AAGAUGGCGAACGUUCGGGAUAGUGAUACAUCCUUGUGGCUUCACAAUAAACUCGGAAUAUCGAAUGAUUCGUGGACAAGUGGCUCAAUUUGUUCUCAAUUAAACGCGGAAGUGCUGAAAAAUAUUAAAGAUUGUUUUCCAGAUUUGCAAACACAAGUGAAGCUAAAAUUAUUGCUAAGUUUCUUUCAUAUCCCGCGCAGAAAUGUUGAAGAGUGGAGAAAUGAAUUGGAGGAGAUCAUUGAAGUUGCAGCGGUGGACUCUGAUCUCUGGGUUGCGAUGCUGGCUGAAGUCCUUAAGACAUUCCCAGCAACUGGCACACUUAAUACAGAGAUAGCGGAGUUUGAUGAGACCAGACCUAUCUUCAGUGACAUGAUAGGAGAACUGAGGAGGGAACUGGCCAAACAUUCAGAUCUUAAUCUAUUGCCAUUAGAGUGCCUAUAUUUAAAUAAAAAUGCCUUAGUAUCUGUGGUUGGUCAACAACCGAAUCCUGUUAAACAUUUUACAUUGAAACGCAAACCGAAAUCAGUUGCUUUAAGGAGUGAGUUACUUGCUAAAGCUGCGGAGAUCCAAGCUAAUCAGAAGAAAGCACAAGCUCCCACAGUUCCCGUCAGAUCUAGAGGAAUGCCUAGGAAAAUGACAGACACAACGCCCCUGAAAGGUCUACCCACUCGCUGGGCUGCACGUACUGGAUCCAGAGUACUAGCGCCUAUAUCUCGGCCACCUCCACGCUCCGGCAUCAAGCUUUUAGAUAUCAAUGAGCAGCCGGCAACUCAUGCACAGAUCAAGAAGAGAAGGAAACUUGAAAUUGAGGAAGGAGCUAAGAAGCAGCCACCGGCAGCGCCACCGUCUCCACCUCCUGACUAUGCCAAGGGGCUCAACUAUCAGAUGCCCAAAGCAGAUGACCAGACCAGCAGCGAAACACUGACUUCAGCGAAUAAUAUGGAAACAACAGUACAAUCAGAGACAGAAGUUAACAACAGCACACCUCCGGAGCCGCCCACUUCAGAACCUAACACCAUUCUCUUACAGCAACCAGCGGCAAAACCAAUAGUGAUAGGUCAGCAGCCCAAGUUACUAAUAAGUCAGGCUGGAGGCAAGUCAGUUCUGUUGUCUACACAAAAUCUACUCAACUCCUCAGCAGUCACCAUAUUGCAGGGUGGUGGCAAGACGGUCGUUCUGCAGAAUAUCAAGCCGCUAACGCCUGCCGGUCACACCACAGCGAGAGUCGUGCAACAGAUUGCUCAGCCCAUUAUGCAGAUGCCGGGCACGGUACAGUCGACGCAGUUGCCGGUGGGCGGCGUACACUCGGCGCCCCCCGCGCCCACCGCACCCCCUGUCCAACCCUCCGUGCCCGCCGCGCCCACCGCACCCGUCAAUGUACAGUCACUGCCGCACUCUGACCGCGACCAGCAGGAAGACCAGCAGAUACAGAUACAGCAACCCGCACCGCCGCAACAGACGCUGGUACAACGCAGGGGACUCUCGCUUACGCGUGAACAAAUGCUGGAGGCACAAGACAUGUUCCGCAACGCAAACCGCGUCACAAGACCGGAGAAGGCGCUUAUACUUGGCUUCAUGGCCGGCUCCAGGGAUAAUCCAUGCCCUAACUUGGGUAACAUAGUAACUAUAAAGUUAUCAGAAAACUACGAGAAUGUGAUACAAUCUGAUGACACAUUCGUAACAAUGGUGGCUGAAAUGCACUUCCAAAUGAAUUACAACAACGGUCAGUGGACUCGACUCAAGAAGUAUCGGCCGCUAGAUGGCGCUGUACCACAGAAGAUAUUACCCGGCUCCUCCAUCAUAGCACCCAACAACCAGUCAAUAGUUACCUUAACUAACCAAAAUGGCAGUUAAAACUAAACUAAACUGUUGACGGUUAUUGCUUUACCAAUAUCUUAUAUA